Molecule: messenger RNA, 894 nt
Organism: Nerophis lumbriciformis (worm pipefish)
Lineage: Eukaryota; Metazoa; Chordata; Actinopteri; Syngnathiformes; Syngnathidae
Source: RefSeq, a predicted model, not a curated record
AUGCUCAACCCUCAGAGAUCUUUGUCGGAACUUCCCAAGAUGUCGGCUGCCAGUCAAGUGGAGAGAGCAGUGCUGGAGGAAGAAUUCAACUGGCUUCUUAAAGAAGAAGUACAUGCAGUUCUUAAACAGCUUCAGGAUGUCCUCAAGGAGGCUUCGAGACGUUUCACAAUGCCGACGCCUGGCCUGGAGAGUCAGCUCAAACAGGAAAACUUCAUCCUAGGCAGUUCAACCAUGGAUCAGGUGAAAGGAGUGCUGACACUGCAGGGAGAGGCUCUGACUCAGGCGGACAUUAAUCUGAAGGUUGCGAAGAAUAGUCAAGUGCUGCACUUCCAGUUCAGGGAUGAUAAGCAGUGGAAACUACAGCAGAUUCAGGAUGCAAGAAACCAUGUGACUCAGGCACUUCAGUUGCUAAGCAGUCAUGAUGAGAACUAUGACUUCAAAACGGGGGAAGAAGUUAACAAGCUCAUGGACGCUGUGAUGCUCCAGCUGACACGUGCACGAAACCGCCUCACAACCCCAGCUUCCAUGACACUGCCGGAACUGGCCACCAGUGGGCUGAUGAAAAUGUUCACUCCUCCCAUGCCUGGUGACGUAAUGGUGAAUUUUUACAUCAAUUUAAGCAAACUGUGCCUCACUGUCUACCAGCUUCACGUAUUGGCUCCCAACACCACCAAGAAUUUCAAGCCAUCUGGAAGCUCUGUGCUGCACAAUCCUGGAGCCAUGUUUGAACUCAACAACAACCGAUUUGAGGUGAGCCAUGUUCACAAGGUGGAGUGUGUGGUCCCUUGGCUAAAUGACACCCUGGUCUUUUUCACCAUCUCACUACAGCUCUGUCAACAACUGAAAGACAAGAUAUCCGUCUUCUCCAGUUUCUGGAACUAUAGACCUUUUUAA